This is a messenger RNA of Neohortaea acidophila, 816 nucleotides long. RefSeq lists its product as uncharacterized. The record is from RefSeq and is a predicted model, not a curated record. The transcript has 2 exons. Bases 1 to 816 code for a protein of 271 amino acids. NCBI's taxonomy places the organism in Eukaryota, Fungi, Ascomycota, Dothideomycetes, Mycosphaerellales, Teratosphaeriaceae.
AUGUCUGAUUCCGAGGUCGUCAUCCCGGAAGAUGAGCAAGACGAGGCUGAGGAAAUGGUCGAGGUGGAAAUCGUAGACAACGAUGAUGCGAACCCCGAAGAUGCCCCCGAGGAGAUUGCGCCAGGCCUCCCCGAGCGUACCACCUUCCUCGACUAUCUCCUCUCCCCCAUUGUCCGCCUGCAAAUCGGUAGCGGCGCCGAAGCGACCACCCUCCACGCCCAUCAGGCACUGCUCACCAGAUCCCCAUACCUUGCCUCAGCCUGCGACCAAUUCAGCGAGACGACGGCCAUCCGCCAAAUCGACCUGCCCAACGAUGACCUCGAGGCCACCUCUUCCGUCCUCGAAUACCUCUACCGAAACGACUACUUCCCCGCCCUCUCCUCCAAUUCCGCAAUGGAAUACGAUUCCACCAUCCCCUCCCCCGACAACGAAGGCAUUGCGCUCCUCCGCCACGCCCGCGUCUACACCCUCGCAGAGCGCCUCGGCCUCCCACAACUGGCCCAGCUGGCCCGCAAGAAGAUUCACCUCACGCAGUCAACCGCCAAGUGCGAGAUCGCAUAUGCGCGCUUCGUGUACAAGGAGACGAGUCCCGACGACAACGAAAUGCGGAAACCCGUUGCUUCCUUCUGGGCGACGAGAAGCCAUGCGCUGCGCCACGAGGCCGAGCAGGAGUUCCGCCGCAUGUGUCUGGAGUUCCCGCAGUUUGCAUUUGAUGUGCUGAGCUUGGUGCUCGAUGCGCAGGAGCGGAGGAGCCAGACCAGUACUUCUGGAGGCCCUGGAACGGUGAGGAAGCGGCAGCGAAUGAGUCAGAUCUAA